UAUCUUUGAAAGGCUCUUGAAAAGGGUGAAUCAAGUGAGACCAGACAUUGCAGACAAGUGGAUGCUGCAUUAUGACAAUGCCCCAUGUCACACAGCCUCUUGGAUAAUGUGGAGCGGCAGUUUCAUAGAAGCCCACUGUCAGAGGGUCUUGAAACAUUGCAGGCUUUAUUUGCAAACAGAUUUUCAUGGCAAACGAUUCUACACUCCACGAAGAGCUAUUCUGUAUGUACCCGGAGAUGAUGAACGGAAAAUUAGAAAAGCACUUUCCCUAAAAGUGGACUGCAUAGCAUUGGAUUGUGAGGAUGGAGUUGCAUCUAAUAGAAAGAAUGUCGCUAGGUCUACAAUAAGGCACUUCUUGGAUAAAGAGUGUGUAUCACAACAGUUUCCAGAGUGGACAGUAAGAGUAAAUUCAGUAGACAGUGGGAUGUGUGAAGAAGAUUUAAGAGUAAUUUUGACAGGACCGCAAAAGCCACCAACAUUACUGCUUCCAAAAGUGGAUUGCAUUAAACAGCUGCAAUGGUUUGCAGACAAACUAAGUGUAAUCAUAGGAGAUGAGAGGAAUAAAAUAAAGAUGAACUUAAUCUUAUUUAUUGAAUCAGCCAAAGGAAUAAUGGACUUACCCACAAUAUGUCAAAAAUCUAUUGAACUGGCUGAAAAGUCAUGUUUUUUACCUGUUGCAUUGAUCAUUGGAAGUGAUGACUUGUGCGCUGAUCUUGGUAUUUCACGCUCAGAUGAUGGUUAUGAAAUACUGUAUGCUCGCCAGAGGCUUGUGUUAAUAGCAAAAGCUUUCAACUUUCAAGCAGUUGAUAUGGUUGACAUUAAUUAUAAAGAUCUGCCUGCUUUGAAGAAACAUUCUAUAGCAGGAGCAAGAAUGGGUUUCACAGGAAAGCAGGUUAUACAUCCCAAUCAAGUGCGUAUAGUGCAAGAUGCCUUUUCACCUACACCAGAAAAAGUACAGUGGGCAACUGAUCUUAUUGCAGCCUUCAAUGAACAUCAGCUCAAAGGGAAAGGAGCUUUUGUCUACAAGGGCUCCAUGAUUGACAUGCCUCUUCUUCGCCAAGCCCAACAUAUUAUGCAGCUAGCAAAAAUGGACAAACAUAAUUUGCAACAGUGAACAAGAUACAGUGCCAGUCACAUAUCAUUAACAGCAAAG
This is a messenger RNA of Schistocerca piceifrons (Central American locust), 1153 nucleotides long. RefSeq names its product citramalyl-CoA lyase, mitochondrial-like. Bases 62 to 1114 code for a protein of 350 amino acids. Gene Ontology annotation, biological process: regulation of cobalamin catabolic process. The record is from RefSeq and is a predicted model, not a curated record. Gene Ontology annotation, molecular function: (S)-citramalyl-CoA lyase activity. The transcript has 8 exons. Lineage: Eukaryota; Metazoa; Arthropoda; Insecta; Orthoptera; Acrididae.